AUGUUUUCCAGGCCUCUACUCAAAUCUCGGUCCGUCCUAGCAGCAGCAAUCGCCAGACGCACCGUCUCCAUCAACCGUCCUGCUCCCCUGCCUCUUCCCCAGGACGACCAGCGCGAGUAUGAGCUCCUUCUUAGGAACGCACAGACGCCACUCGCCCCCUCCAACGAUCUCGCCGUCCAUCCAGAUGCUCGCACCCCAAUAACCCCCGAAUUUGAGGGUGACGUCAAUCCAACUACUGGCGAACUGGGCGGCCCUAAGCGUGAGCCCGUUAAUCGAUGGGCUGCAGACCCAGGCGGUGAUUGGAGCUUCAAAGGCAGAGUCUCGGAUUUCUAG
Molecule: messenger RNA, 333 nt
Organism: Psilocybe cubensis
Lineage: Eukaryota; Fungi; Basidiomycota; Agaricomycetes; Agaricales; Agrocybaceae
Exons: 1
Coding region: 1-333 (110 amino acids)
Biological process (GO): mitochondrial respiratory chain complex II assembly
Cellular component (GO): mitochondrion
Source: RefSeq, a predicted model, not a curated record